Molecule: messenger RNA, 610 nt
Organism: Chironomus riparius
Lineage: Eukaryota; Metazoa; Arthropoda; Insecta; Diptera; Chironomidae
Source: the annotation of a GenBank genome assembly
AGCCAUGCAAUCAGCAACAGCAACUCGUACUGUUACACAAAUGGAGACGAACGUAAAUCCAUCAAUUAGGUAUGACCCGACCGUCUUUCGUACGAUUCCGGGUAUUAUAAAAUGCACUUGUGUUGUGCUCAACUUACUCGGCUUUUUGUGUGUUGAGAGUUCAGUGUAUACAAGUCUUAAAAGCGGAACAUUCUUCAAUACAGUCGCAAUGAUUGGAUUUUGGUUCACCGGCAUUUUAUUGGUGUUCUAUGUCUUUCAUGUUGUGGAGAAGUUCUUCCGUAUUCCAUGGAUACAGAUUGAAAUGUAUUUUUGUAUAGCUUGGACAGCUCUUUAUCUAAUUGCAUCAGUUACUGUCUCCACUGUAACAUACUCUGGUGCUUAUACAGGAGCGGCAUUCUUUGGAUUUUGUGCAAUGGUUGCGUACGGUUAUGAUUCCUGGCUUAAAUUUAAUGCUUGCAAGAACGGUGAAAUUGCACAAGGAACACGAAAGGUUGUGACUCAACAGCAGACAGUCAUCACUCAACAAACUCCAUCGGCUUUUCCAGCAUAAGAAAAACACACAUUCAUCCUUAGAUAACUUUGUUAUGUUUACGUUUUCAUAACACUUAAG